This is a messenger RNA of Caenorhabditis remanei, 909 nucleotides long. RefSeq lists its product as uncharacterized. The record is from RefSeq and is a predicted model, not a curated record. The coding region runs from base 1 to 909 and encodes 302 amino acids. Gene Ontology annotation, molecular function: metal ion binding. The transcript has 7 exons. Lineage: Eukaryota; Metazoa; Nematoda; Chromadorea; Rhabditida; Rhabditidae.
AUGUUCGAUGAGAACAGUAAUGCCGCCGGAACGACGCCAGUAGCUUCUUCGCUUGCCGCCACACCCAAUGCCAAUCUCGUAUCACAAGUGUUCAAUGUGAAAGACAGUCGGUGGUUACAGGUUGAAGUUUGUCGCGAAUUUCUGCGAGGACAAUGCGCCCGAUCGGAUCAAGAAUGCAAAUUUGCUCAUCCUCCGCCUAAUGUCGACGUUCAACAAGGGAGAGUGACUGCUUGCUACGACAGUAUAAAGGGAAGAUGUACACGAGAGAACCCAAAAUGCAAGUACCUUCACCCUCCACAACACAUCAAAGAUCAGCUAUUGAUAAAUGGAAGAAAUCAUUUGGCACUUAAGAAUUUGUUAUCUGCUCAACUUAAUCAAUCCGGUACUCAGAUGGUCAACCCAAUGAUUGCCUUGCAACAGCAGGCAGCCGCUGUGAACUUGAUCCCAAACACUCCAAUCUACCCACAAUACUACAAUGGAAUGAUGUACCAACAAGUUCUUCAGGAUCCAUACGCAGCUGCCGCCGCUCAGCAGCUACAAACCGCCGCCUUGCUUGGCAACGUCGGAGGAUUGCUUUCGGCACAAUUCGUCGCCAACUCAUCAGCUGCUGCCGCUGCUGCUGUGGCUGCUCAACAACAGACAACGCCUUCACCAUUGCUUCGUCUACAACGAAAACGAGCGCUGGAAGAGGAGAACUCAAAUGGGAACGAUUUGGCGGCAGCUCACUCCCAACUGCUGUCAUUGGCGGGAGGUGUCCCAGUCAAGCGACCAGCUAUUGACAAGAACGGAGCCAUGAUGUAUUCACCAGCCGCUCAACCAGCUCAACAAUUCAAUCCAUACCUUCUACAGACACUUCAAGGAUAUGUGCCAGCUGUCUCUUUCAGUGGUCAGCUACCGCCUCGCUACUAG